CAUCAGCUUUUAAAUCAAUCUUUGAUCAAAGUCCAGUGAGUUCCAAGACUAGAGCUCCUAGCAAAGAGAGCUCCCCAGUGACAGCAGCUCUGCUUCCUUCCAGAAAUGGCUGCCGUCUUUAAAGCCCGAGAAUGUAAGCUGUCCAAACCAGAAGGGCAGACCUAUGGCUUCUUCCUGAGAAUUGAGAAGGACACCGACGGGCACCUGGUCCGGGUGAUUGAAAAGGGUAGCCCAGCAGAGAAGGCUGGGCUCCUGGAUGGAGACAGAGUUCUCAGGAUCAAUGGCGUCUUUGUCGACAAGGAAGAGCACAUGCAGGUGGUAGAUCUGGUCAGAAAGAGUGGGAAUUCUGUGACUUUACUAGUCCUGGAUGGAGACUCCUAUGAGAAAGCUGUGAAAAAAGGGGUAGACUUGAAAGAGGUGGGUCAAAGCCAGGAGGUGGAUUUGAAUGACCUGAAAGUGGCUCCUGUGAUGAAUGGAGGAGUGACUUGGGCCCAGCCGAGGCUCUGCUACCUGGUGAAGGAGGGGAACAGCUACGGCUUCUCUCUGAAAACUGUCAAAGGUACAAAGGGAGUGCGCAUGACUGAUGUGACCCCUCAGGGUGUGGCUAUGAAAGCUGGAGUCCUGAACGAUGAUCACUUGAUUGAAGUGAAUGGAGAGAACGUAGAGAAUGCCAGCCACGAGGAAGUAGUUGAGAAGGUGAAGAAGUCCGGAAACCGUGUCAUGUUCCUUCUUGUGGACAAAGAAACUGACAAGUACCAUAGUGAACAAAAGAUACAAUUCAAGAGGGAAACAGCUAGUUUGAAACUGCUGCCCCACCAGCCUCGGGUCGUGGAGAUGAAGAAGGGAAGCAAUGGCUACGGUUUCUAUCUGAGGGCAGGGCCAGAGCACAAAGGUCAAAUCAUCAAGGACAUAGAUUCUGGAAGUCCAGCAGAAGCAGCUGGAUUGAAGAAAAAUGACCUGUUAGUUGCUGUCAAUGGCAAGUCUGUGGAAACCCUCGAUCAUGACAGUGUGGUGGAAAUGAUUAGAAAGGGUGGAGAGGAGACCUCACUCUUGGUGGUAGACAAGGAGACGGAUAAUCUGUACAGACUGGCUCAAUUUUCUCCAUUCCUCUACUAUCAAAAUCAAGAACUGCCUAAUGGUUCUGUCACGGAGACCCCAGCUCCUGCUCCUCUGGAGGUCUCAAGUCCAGACAGUACAGAGGAAGUAGAUCAUAAGCCUAAACUCUGCAGGCUGGUUAAAGAUGAAAAUGGCUACGGCUUUCACUUAAAUGCCAUUCGGGGUCUGCCAGGCUCAUUCGUCAAAGAGGUGCAGAAGGGAGGCCCUGCUGAUGCAGCUGGGCUGGAGAAUGAGGACGUUAUCAUUGAAGUGGAUGGGGUGAACGUGCUGGAUGAACCCUAUGAGAAGGUAGUAGACAAGAUCCAGAGUAGUGGGAAGAACAUCACACUCUUGGUCUGCGGAAAGAAGGCCUAUGAUUACUUCCAAGCUAAGAAAAUUCCAAUCACUUCCUCCAUGGCUGAUCCACUGGAUGUCUGCCCUGAUUCCAAAGAAGAAACAUCAGUAGAGUCAGAGCGCGACUCCCAUGUGGUGAAAGAACGAGCCCACAGUACAGCCUCAAAUUCUUCCUCCAAUUCUGAAGACACAGCGAUGUGAUCAGAAUAAUGGCUUCAGCUGGUAUGAUUCCUACUAAAUUUCCAGAAACUGCUGUCUCGAGGAAAGAAUGAGCUGCCACCCACUUACUGUGUUAGAGAAGACUCCUCUGGAAACCAUCAUGUGUGACUGUCUGUUGUUUGCCAUGCAGCUGCUAUUAUACGUGGCUUAUUUAUGGUCAAGUUAGGAAACUCAAGACAGGAGCCAGCUUUUUGUGAUCUCUGCUAAGCUUCAGCUUAACUACAUUUCUCUGUAUGAUGAUCUCUUUUACAGGCUCCUUGACCAUCAAAGCUGAUUCAUGAAUCUCUAAAAUAUUGAAGCAGAUAAUCCAAUUAAAAUUAUGCUUUUAUAAAAAUGUGGUUGCUGGAAUAAAUACCAUUAAAAUAUCUUGAGUAUGCUUAAUUUCCCUAUUAGCUGGUAUAAUCUUAAUAGUGCUUUUGUUUUGGAUAAUCUUCAUUUGCUUCUAGAAACGCAAACACAAUAAAAUAUAGAAUAAGAUUUUUAUAAAAAGACUUCAGGUAAUAACA
This is a messenger RNA of Chinchilla lanigera (long-tailed chinchilla), 2174 nucleotides long. RefSeq names its product PDZ domain containing 1 (gene Pdzk1). Gene Ontology annotation, biological process: protein localization to plasma membrane. NCBI's taxonomy places the organism in Eukaryota, Metazoa, Chordata, Mammalia, Rodentia, Chinchillidae. Bases 106 to 1650 code for a protein of 514 amino acids. The transcript has 9 exons. The record is from RefSeq and is a predicted model, not a curated record. Gene Ontology annotation, molecular function: protein-membrane adaptor activity; signaling receptor binding. Gene Ontology annotation, cellular component: apical plasma membrane.